Molecule: messenger RNA, 755 nt
Organism: Lotus japonicus
Lineage: Eukaryota; Viridiplantae; Streptophyta; Magnoliopsida; Fabales; Fabaceae
Product: ubiquitin-like protein ATG12
Exons: 5
Coding region: 127-411 (94 amino acids)
Biological process (GO): nucleophagy; C-terminal protein lipidation; autophagy of mitochondrion
Cellular component (GO): cytoplasm; phagophore assembly site membrane; Atg12-Atg5-Atg16 complex
Source: RefSeq, a predicted model, not a curated record
UAAACUUUGAAAAGAAUUAAAUUAAUUUAAUUGCAAGGCUGCAACUCUUGAUCAAGCAGAGAAGGCAAAAGGGAGUGACUGAAGAAGACCAGAGAAAGUGGUUCUGUGUUCGGCGAACGGAGAUCCAUGUCGGUUGAAUCGCCAAGCUCUGUUCGUAAAGUGGUUGUUCAUCUGAGAGCUACCGGUGAUGCUCCGAUUCUCAAGCAAUCCAAAUUCAAGAUAGCUGGAACUGAUAAGUUUGCCAAAGUGAUAGACUUUCUUCGCCGACAGCUCCAUAGGGACACAUUGUUUGUAUACGUCAAUAGUGCUUUUUCACCAAAUCCUGAUGAAUUGAUCAUUGAUUUGUAUAAUAAUUUUGGUUUUGAUGGCAAACUGAUAGUCAACUACGCUUGUUCCAUGGCAUGGGGCUAACUCUGAAUGAUGGUUGCUGAUUAUUGGAGUGAACUUCACUCACUCACUUGCAUAUACUAUAAAAGUACACACGAUUUCUUUAUAACUUGGAAGAUUCUGACAAAUACGGAAAUGGAACAAAACCAACACGGUAGGGACUCUUCAUGAUUUUGGUUUGAAAUGUUUUUUUGGGAGUGUCUACUUUUAUAGCAAAUUGGAAUCACCCUUCUGGGAAUAUUCAUGUCAUGAUAGUUGUGGACUGACAAUUAUUUAGAGACUCGUAGUGCUUGUUGAAUCCUUUAGUUAUUCAUUCUGUAAUAAUUAUUAUUUUGAUGUAUAUAGCUUCGGCCAAUUUUUUCUUUUUC